CGAUGUGACGUCGUGCCUGUUCUCCGAUAAUAAUGUUAUUUACAAAUUUUUAAAUGAUCUCCGUAUUAAAAGUUUGUGUUUCUAGAAAGUUUCUAUAAUUCAUGUGAGGAAAAACAAACAAGUAGAAGAUACUAUGCUGAUUUAGGAUAUCAUAUAAAUACUUGUAGAUCAAGAUGAGUCAGAGGAGAGGCGGGGACGACAGUGGCGGGUGAGGGCGCAUCAGCACGGCUAGCACUGCGACACCCAGCCAGCCGUCGUCAAUGGUGGGCGACCGAGAUGGCGAAGGGCUGGCCGUGCGGUGGGACCAAAUGUCGACGACGACGGAAACAAUGGACAACAGAGGACUUCGAUAUUCUUCUGUACCACAAAUCUCGCCUCCUCCACAACAGUCUUCAAAUCCUUCACAGUUGCCACCACCUUUGCCGUUGCAACUUCAGAGGCCUUAUUCUAGAUCGAUGUCAUCACUUCCUCCGGAGCCCUUCAUGAUAAUGCGCUCCAAAGCACUUAAUCGAAGAGUUGUUAUCAAUGUAGGAGGUGUUAAACAUGAAGUACUUUGGAGAACAUUAGAUCGACUUCCUCAUACUAGACUUGGGCGUCUUAGAGACUGCAAUACUCACGAAGCCCUUAGCGAACUUUGUGACGAUUAUUCCCUAAUCGACAACGAAUAUUUUUUUGACCGACACCCUAAAUCAUUUAGUUCAAUUCUCAAUUUUUAUAGAACGGGUAAGCUUCAUUUAGUGGAUGAGAUGUGUGUGCUCGCAUUUAGUGAUGAUUUAGAGUAUUGGGGUGUCGACGAGUUGUAUUUAGAGUCUUGCUGUCAGCACAAAUAUCACCAACGGAAAGAACACGUUCACGAAGAAAUGCGUAAAGAAGCGGAAUCCUUGCGGCAAAGGGAUGAGGAAGAAUUUGGAGAAGAUAAAUGUUCUCAGUAUCAAAAAUGGCUGUGGGAUAUGCUUGAGAAACCUACGACUUCAAUCGCUGCCAGGGUAAUUGCCAUCGUAUCCAUCUUGUUCAUAGUACUGUCAACAAUUGCACUUACACUCAACACAAUUCCAAGUAUGCAGGUUAAUGAUGAAGGUAACAUCCAAGAUAAUCCUCAACUGGCUAUGGUAGAAGCUGUUUGUAUCACAUGGUUUUCGCUUGAAUAUAUAUUGAGAUUUAGUGCUUCGCCAAAUAAGUGGAAGUUUUUUAAAGGUGGCUUGAAUAUUAUUGACUUGUUAGCCAUAUUGCCUUACUUUGUGUCCUUGUUUCUCCUGGAGACAAAUAAAAAUGCUACAGAUCAAUUCCAAGACGUUAGACGCGUUGUGCAAGUGUUCAGAAUCAUGAGAAUAUUGCGAAUUCUUAAAUUAGCUCGUCAUUCUACCGGACUUCAAUCCCUGGGUUUCACUCUUCGUAACUCUUAUAAGGAAUUAGGUUUACUCAUGCUCUUUCUCGCUAUGGGUGUUCUGAUAUUCUCCAGUCUGGCUUAUUUUGCUGAGAAAGAAGAACCUGGUACCAAAUUCAUAAGCAUCCCAGAAACAUUUUGGUGGGCGGGUAUUACAAUGACCACCGUAGGUUACGGCGAUAUUUACCCCACCACGCCUCUCGGAAAAGUUAUAGGAAGCGUAUGUUGCAUAUGCGGUGUAUUGGUAAUCGCGUUGCCCAUUCCUAUCAUUGUUAAUAAUUUUGCCGAGUUUUAUAAAAAUCAAAUGAGAAGAGAGAAAGCGCUGAAGAGAAGGGAAGCCUUAGAACGAGCUAAACGGGAAGGAAGUAUCGUUUCUUUUCACCAUAUCAACCUAAGGGACGCGUUCGCUAAAAGCAUGGACUUGAUUGACGUAAUCGUAGAUACAGGCCACAAUAUAUCACAUGCAGAUGGAAACAGUACAGAAGGCGAAUCUAUCGGUGGCCGAAACCCAGCACAGACUGGGACUGGAUGUUAUAGAAAUUUUGAUCAUUUUCCGAAUCGACAUCGACGUAGUAACUCUUCCACCUUGCCAUGUCUUCCAACAAACGAAGGUCCCCCCGUGCCUAGUUCUCCUUCUUCUCAACGAAAAUUGCUUGAACUAGGUACUACGGAAGAACUACAAUUUCAACAAAAUUCUCCAUUGGCCCCAUUAGCUACUUUAACCCCACCGGCUCAAGAUGAGACGCAAUUAAUUUCCACUAUUCCGAAAGGAUGUAUUUCACCAUCGGCUGACAGCAAAAAAUCUGAUACCUUGAAGAAGAUCGAAAAACUCGAUGAAUUUCCUAGUGAAUUCGAAUGUUGCUUUUGCACUACCAAGGAGUUUAAGGAAUUCGUUGACGCGGAAAAUUUAAUGCCGCUGGCUACAAGCGAUUUUCGUAAUCCUGUUUGUCUGGAAAUGAAACUAAUGAAGGCAUCAGAACAAACUAUCAACACGUUUGGUUUUCCAGAGAUAGACAUCGAGAAGAAAAAUAAUACCAAUAACGGUGACUUGACCAGCGUGGAUAGUUCGGAUACUUUCGCUAGUUGCACCACACAUCCUUUUAAUUCCUUAGGGGAUUUAACAUCAGACGUAGUUGACACCACUUGCGUGACAGAUAGUAAUCUUUAUGUAAAUCCACUACAUAAGAGCGGGGACAACAGUCCUGUAACAACUUCUGCCUCAGAAAGGACUAACAUUGUGAAAAAAUCAGCAUCCGGAGAUACUGCAUUGAGAAGUUUAGCAACAUCACCGAUGGAUGAAGUAUUUAAGGAAUUUGAUAUAAUUGACCGGGGAAGCAGAGUUAGUUUAAAUGAUUCUCCUCUGCCAAAACAUCGAAAAACAAGAUUUCAGGGAAAUCGACCUAGAACGAGAUUUGGAGAUGCUUUUGAACGCGAUUCUCAAGAAAGUUUAGAAAAAAAGAAAAAGUCAUCUUUUAUUCCUAGUAGAAGCUUAGCAUCUGCUACACGUAUCAUAAACCAGCACCUUUUUGGAAUACAAAAUUUAAGUGGAGCGAAGUCAGGAAAGAAUAGUGGAAGCAAAUCAUCCUUGUCUGCUGAUUCGAUAGACAGCCGCACGAGUCCACAGUUAGAGCUGCAUCGACGUUCCAAAUCAAUUCUGAAAAAAUCCGAUAGUAGUGGAAAUAAAAACGCAGAUCCAGAAAGCGAAAGGCUUAUUUCGGAUAAUAUGUCAGGAUUCGAGAUCGGCUUCGAAUGCGAUUAUUCCCCAAAUAAACGAUUUUCGUCUCCUCUCUUGAAGCAACGCACGUUAAGUCAGAAAACGCUUUCAAAACAAUUCCCUGCGUACCAACAGGAACUCGAAAGAAGUAAAACAUUGAAAUCUCAACUAUUUUUACUAGACGACAUCAUAUGUAAAGAAAAGCAAACCUGCAAAGAGUCAGUAAUAGACUCUAAUAAGUUGCAGUGCAGUGAUAACAUUAGUGAAGUGCCCCUUUAUAUAUGCCCUCCACCGCCUCCUAUGGAUAAUUCUCCGACUGAAGAGACUCGUUUAUUAUUCCAUUCUACAGUCAUUAAGCCACAAUCAAGUAAUUCGAUAUCUAGAGGGCGUAACUCAUCUUCGUAGCAUUUAAAGAAAACUGGAGCUUCAAAUAUUUGUAAAGAAACUACAAUAAAGUGGAAGAGUUACAGCGUAAAGAUGGACCUUUACAAAGAAAAUAUGGGAGAAAAAUUUCAAUAUUUUAUUACUAUUAAAUAUUAAUGACUACUUAUCUACAUAUAAAACUGUAGCAGUCGAAGAUGAAGUUAGGCAAUAUUAAAAAAUUUGUACAUUGUUAUAUUUGCAUUAGUAUUUAUAAUUUUAAGGCAUUGUUAACGAAGUAAGUCGAAUUACGGCAAUGUUUAGUGCUAAUCUGUAAUUAAAAUUUUCAGAUGAUCAAGUGAUAGAUGAGGUGUUCUUAAGGAUUUUUAUUUAUUGCAAUUUUAAGAGAACCUAUAUUUGACAUAUUGUGAGUGAAUAUAAGCUAAUAAAAUUGUAAACAUUGUUAAUUAAAUUGAAGUUGAAUUUUUAUGCAAUGAUUGAAAGGUUGUGUUAAUAAAAAUAAAUUACUAAUAAAUAUUAGUCAAUGAAUUCAGCAAUACAAUAUUGUUAUUUGGUAAUUUACAUAUUA
Anoplophora glabripennis (Asian longhorned beetle) is the source of this 4047-nucleotide messenger RNA. RefSeq names its product potassium voltage-gated channel protein Shab (gene Shab). The coding region runs from base 261 to 3503 and encodes 1080 amino acids. The record is from RefSeq and is a predicted model, not a curated record. Gene Ontology annotation, molecular function: protein binding; delayed rectifier potassium channel activity. The transcript has 9 exons. Gene Ontology annotation, biological process: potassium ion transmembrane transport; protein homooligomerization. Gene Ontology annotation, cellular component: voltage-gated potassium channel complex; membrane. NCBI's taxonomy places the organism in Eukaryota, Metazoa, Arthropoda, Insecta, Coleoptera, Cerambycidae.